UUGUGACACUACGCGUCGGAGCCUGUCGUGCGCGCCGGUCCACGCUAGUUCAGGGACUGUUCCCGGAAGCGGCCGGCGCCGAACGGGACUUGUCCGGGGUGAAGGAGCGCGGAUCCUGGCCCCGCGGCUGGGCACGAUGCGGCUGGGCUCCGGGACCUUUGCCGCCGGCUGCGUAGUGAUAGAGGUGCUCGGGGUCGCGCUCUUCCUUCGGGGAUUCUUCCCGGCCCCGGUUCGCUCCUCCUCCAGGACGGGGCACCAAGCAGAGCCCCCGGCGCCCGAACCCUCCGCUGGAGCCAGUUCCAACUGGACCAAGCUCCCACCACCCCUCUUCAGUAAAGUUGUUAUUAUGCUGAUAGAUGCCUUGAGAGAUGAUUUCGUGUUUGGGUCAAAGGGUGUGAAAUUUAUGCCCUACACAACUUAUCUCGUGGAAAAAGGAGCAUCUCACAGUUUUGUGGCUGAAGCAAAGCCACCGACAGUUACUAUGCCUCGAAUCAAGGCCUUGAUGACAGGGAGCCUCCCUGGCUUCAUCGAUGUUGUCAGGAACCUCAAUUCCCCUGCACUGCUGGAAGACAACGUGAUCACACAGGCAAAAGCAGCUGGGAAAAGAAUGGUCUUUUAUGGAGAUGAAACAUGGGUGAAAUUAUUCCCAAAGCAUUUUGUGGAAUAUGAUGGAACAGCCUCAUUUUUUGUGUCCGAUUACACAGAGGUGGACAAUAAUGUUACGAGGCAUUUGGAUAAAGUAUUAAAAAGAGGGGAUUGGGAUGUGUUAAUCCUCCACUACCUUGGGCUGGACCACAUCGGCCACAUUUCCGGGCCCAGCAGCCCCCUGAUCGGGCGCAAACUCAGCGAGAUGGACAACGUCCUGAUGAAGAUCCACACCUCGCUGCUGUCCGAGGAAAGAGAGAAUCUUUUACCCAAUUUGCUGGUUCUUUGUGGUGAUCAUGGCAUGUCGGAAACAGGAAGUCACGGGGCCUCUUCCAUGGAGGAAGUUAACACCCCCCUGAUCCUGAUCAGUUCUGCAUUUGAAAGAAAACCAGGUGACAUCAGACAUCCAAAGCACGUUCAACAGACUGACUUGGCUGCAACCCUAGCAAUAGGGCUCGGGCUGCCAAUUCCAGAGAACAGCGUCGGUAGCCUCCUGUUCCCCGCCGUAGAAGGCAGACCGAUGAGAGAGCAGCUGAGGUUUUUACACUUAAAUGCAGUGCAGCUCAGCAAAUUGUUGCAAGAGAACAUGCCAUCGUACAAAAAAGAGCCUGGAUUUGAGCAGUUUAAAAUGGCAGAGAGGCUGCAUGGGAACUGGAUCAGACUGUACUUGGAGGAAAAUACCUCAGAAGUCCUAUUCAACCUGGGAACCAAGGUUCGAAGGCAGUACUUGGAUGCCCUGAGGACCCUGAGCCUGUCCCUGAGCAGACAAGUGGCUCAGUAUGACAUCUACUCGAUGCUGGUGGGGACCGUCAUGGUUUUGGAGGUUCUAACCCUGCUCCUGCUCAGCAUCCCGCAAGCACUGAGCAACAAGGCUGAACUGGAAGUUCCUCUAUGGUCACCUGAGUUUUCUCUGCUGUUUUAUCUGAUGUUUCUGGCACUUUCUGCUCUUCACAUCGUUGUGUGCACCUCAGCCGAUAGCUCCUGCUAUUUCUGUGGCCUCUCGUGGCUGACGGCGGGUGGAGUGAUGGUGCUGAUCUCUGCACUGCUCUGUGCCGUCGCGUCUGCUCUCGCCAAGACGUUUGCCAACGGAAAGCUCCUGAGCAAGAAUCCAGCCCACCCGAACUCACGGUGGUCAGAAUUGGACGUUGUUAUCUUGCUGGGGACCGUGGGCCACGUGCUGAGUCUGGGCGCCAGCAGCUUCAUCGAGGAGGAGCACCAGACCUGGUACUUCCUCGUCAACACCCUGUGCCUGGCUCUGUGUCACGAGAUCUACAGAGACUGCUUUCUGGAGGACGACCGUGAGCCCCCGCAGCGCCCACCCCAGGAGCUGGGCUUUGUCAGCGCCGCACCAGCCGUACAGGACGGGAGCGCCGGCUGUGAUGCGUUAGAGCCCCGCAGGGUGUCGAGGGGCCCCACGUCCCUGUACACGCUCCGAAGCUCCGAGAAGUGGAUGGUGAUGGCAAGCCCGUGGGCGGUGCUCGCCUGCUGCCGUUUGCUGCGGUCACUAAACCAGACGGGCGUGCAGUGGGCCCACCGGCCCGACCUGGGGCAUUGGCUCACCAGUUCUGAUCAUAAAGCUGAGCUCUCCGUCCUGGCCGCCUUGUCGCUCAUCAUGAUUUUUGUGCUGGUGCAGAGAAGGUGCUCCCUGACGUCAAAAGUAGCCAUGGCACUUGGCCUCCUGGGCGUCUAUUGCUACCGAGCAGCCAUUGGAGACGUCCUGUUCCCAUGGCAACGAGACAGCAAAGACAUUUCAAAGGGUCUUAUUGAAGCACGUUUUGUUCAUGUCUUUGUCCUGGGCAUUCUGUUCACGGGCACCAAAGACUUGCUUAAAUCUCAAGUCAUUGCUGCAGACUUCACAAUCAAGACUGUGGGUUUAUGGGAGAUAUAUAGUGGAUUAGUUCUUCUGGCUGCUUUGCUUUUUAGACCACAUAAUCUUCCAGUUUUAGUAUUUAGCCUCUUGAUUCAGACUCUAAUGACUAAGUUCAUCUGGAAGCCCCUGAGGCAUGAUGCAGCUGAGAUCACUGUAAUGCAUUAUUGGUUUGGUCAAGCAUUCUUCUAUUUCCAGGGAAACUCCAACAACAUAGCCACAGUGGACAUCUCAGCGGGCUUCGUGGGCCUAGACACCUACAUGGAGGUCCCAGCUGUGUUCCUGACUGCAUUUGCGACGUUUGCAGGACCCGUGCUGUGGGCCAGCCACUUAGUGAGCUUCCUGAGCUCAGAAACUAGCAGCUUCUUUAUGAGGGAAUGCACAUCCUCAUCACGGCUGCCGUCUGUGUAUUCUUCACAGCCAUGGAUCAGACCAACACAACGUCCUAGACACUGGGAAAACAAUACAUGUUUUAAGUCUCUUCACGUCAUGCAUUUGAGUAAUGAAAAAAAUCUGUUUAAAUACUCCAUUAAAACACGACAAACAAUGGUUUCUUACAGGCUAAUUGGAGAAAAAGCAAGUGCAUGUAAAACAGGAGAAGCCCUAGGACGGUCUACACCUGAGUUAACAGAAUUACCUGGUUGAGAAAUUCUGGGUCUGUGUAAGAUAUAGUUGGGGGAGCUGGGUGAACUGUACGUGCCUCUUUCUGUACUAUUUUUUGCAACUCUUGUGAAAUUUAAACUAUUUAAAAAUUAAAGUUAUUUUAUGAAAGAAAAGA
Messenger RNA from Suricata suricatta (meerkat), 3290 nucleotides. RefSeq names its product phosphatidylinositol glycan anchor biosynthesis class G (gene PIGG). Gene Ontology annotation, biological process: GPI anchor biosynthetic process. The record is from RefSeq and is a predicted model, not a curated record. Gene Ontology annotation, cellular component: endoplasmic reticulum membrane. The transcript is spliced from 14 exons. Lineage: Eukaryota; Metazoa; Chordata; Mammalia; Carnivora; Herpestidae. Bases 137 to 3157 code for a protein of 1006 amino acids.